ACUCGGCAGAACACCGGCGCAGCGCUGCGGUUAGCCUGCUUACACUCCCGGGCAGAACAGCGCGGAGAUCGUUUAACACUAACUACUCCUCACACGGUGUCAUGACUACAGCCUUUCUCUGCGUGACCGCGCUGGGCGAGCCCGCCGCGGGGACAGUGUACUGCGUCCGCUGUCGGUAAUGAGAGAUUUCUGCCGGUUCGGUUACGAGAAGACAAGCGAGGAGCCAGCAGAGGAACAGAGCCGUACGUCCGCAGAGUCGUUGCUAUGGGGAGACUGCGCCUGUCAGGCCGGGGCGGGUAGGCCCGAGCGCAGCCUGCGGUGUGUAGUAGUGUGCGGGGACGGAGUGGAGAGCGCCAGCAGCGGAUCACUCACACGUCUGAUAUCGGGAGGAAUACUCUGCUGUAGAAGCAAACUGUUAGGAGAGCAACUCGGCUGAAGGUUCCAAUAUGAGGCCAGAGGUGUUUAGAUUACUCUGAAACUGCUUUAAGGGGAGAAAAACCUUUCUUUUUUUCUGCUGAAAGAUCGUGAGGACUAGAGACUAUGCCUCCAAGGCCGUCCUCCGGAGAACUAUGGGGGAUCCAUUUGAUGCCCCCCAGGAUUUUGGUGGAUUGUUUGCUGCCCAACGGCAUGAUCCUGACCCUGGAGUGCCUCCGUGAGGCCACACUAAUCACCAUCAAGCAUGAACUGUUCAAGGAAGCCAGGAAGUACCCCCUCCACCACCUGUUACAGGAGGAGACCUCCUACAUCUUUGUCAGUGUAACACAAGAGGCAGAGCGGGAAGAGUUUUACGACGAGACCAGGAGACUCUGUGAUCUCAGGCUCUUCCAGCCGUUUCUAAAGGUCAUCGAGCCUGUGGGCAACAGGGAGGAGAAAAUUCUCAACCGAGAAAUUGGUUUUGCGAUUGGCAUGCCAGUGUGUGAGUUUGAUUUAGUAAAGGAUCCUGAAGUGCAGGACUUCAGGAGAAACAUACUCAAUGUCUGCAAAGACUCAGUAGAGCUCCGAGACGUCAACGGACCCCAUAGUCGAGCCUUAUAUGUUUACCCUCCGAAUGUGGAGUCAUCACCAGAACUUCCAAAGCACAUCUUUGGCAAAUUGGACAAAGGUCAGAUUAUUGUCGUAAUCUGGGUGAUUGUGUCACCCAACAACGACAAGCAGAAGUACACCCUGAAGAUCAACCAUGACUGCGUCCCUGAGCAGGUGAUCGCAGAAGCCAUCAGGAAAAAGACGAGAAGCAUGCUGCUGUCUGCUGAGCAGCUGAAGAUGUGCGUACAGGAGUACCAGGGCAAAUACAUCCUCAAAGUAUGUGGCUGUGACGAGUACCUACUGGAGAAGUACCCCAUCAGUCAGUAUAAGUAUGUGCGGAGCUGCAUUAUGUUGGGUCGGAUGCCAAACCUUAUGCUGAUGUCUAAGGAUAGUCUUUACUCUCAGCUGCCCAUGGACAACUUCACCAUGCCCUCCUAUUCACGCCGCAUCUCCACAGCCACGCCUUACAUGAACGGGGAAGUCUCUAGUAAAGCCCUCUGGACCAUCAACAGCACACUGAGGAUACGUGUCCUAUGUGCUACAUACGUCAAUGUGAACAUCCGGGAUAUUGAUAAGAUCUAUGUUCGGACAGGGAUCUACCACGGUGGAGAGCAGAUGUGUGACAAUGUAAACACACAGCGUGUACCGUGUUCAAACCCAAGGUGGAAUGAGUGGCUCACGUAUGACAUGUACAUUCCCGACAUUCCCCGGGCCGCUCGCCUAUGUUUGUCCAUCUGCUCCGUGAAGGGGAGGAAAGGAGCGAAAGAGGAGCACUGUCCACUGGCUUGGGGAAACGUGAACCUGUUUGACUACACACAUACGCUGGUCGCUGGGAAGAUGGCACUGAACUUGUGGCCAGUGCCACAUGGCCUGGAAGAUCUCCUUAACCCCAUCGGAGUCACAGGCUCCAACCCCAACAAGGAAACCCCAUGCCUUGAGCUGGAGUUUGACUACUUCAGCAGUCCCGUGAAGUUCCCUGACAUGGCCACAAUAGAGGAUCACGCUAAUUGGAUCAUAUCCAGAGAGAUGGGAUACAAUUACUGCCAGUCUGGACAGAGCAGCCGACUGGCGAGAGACCACAUCAUCACAGAAGCUGAUAUUGAUCAGCUGAGACAGCUGGCGAACAGAGACCCACUUUCUGAGAUCACUGAGCAGGAGAAAGACUUCCUGUGGCGGCACAGACAGUAUUGUGUAAAUAUACCAGAGAUUCUUCCCAAGAUUCUGCUUGCAGUAAAAUGGAACUCCAGAGAUGAAGUUGCACAGAUGUAUUGCCUGCUUAAAGACUGGCCUGCAAUAAAACCUGAACAAGCCAUGGAGCUGCUUGACUGCAACUAUCCGGAUCCAAUGAUUCGAGACUUUGCAGUACGGUGCCUUGAAAAGUAUUUAACAGAUGAUAAACUGUCCCAGUAUCUGAUUCAGUUGGUCCAGGUUUUGAAGUAUGAGCAGUAUCUUGAUAACCCAUUGGUGCGGUUUCUGCUGAAAAGGGCCCUGACCAAUCAGAGGAUAGGACAUUUCUUUUUCUGGCAUUUAAAGUCGGAGAUGCACAACAAAACGGUGAGCCAGCGCUUCGGCCUGCUGCUGGAGUCGUACUGCCGGGCGUGCGGCAUGUACCUGAAGCAUCUCAGCCGGCAGGUGGAGGCCAUGGAGAAGCUCAUCAACCUCACAGACAUUCUCAAGCAGGAGAAGAAGGAUGAGACACAGAAGGUGCAGAUGAAGUUUCUGGUGGAGCAGAUGAGGAGGCCAGAUUACAUGGAUGCUCUCCAAAGCUUUACCUCUCCACUCAACCCAGCCCACCAGCUGGGGAACCUGCGGCUCGAGGACUGCAGAAUCAUGUCGUCGGCGAAAAGGCCACUGUGGCUCAACUGGGAAAACCCUGACAUCAUGUCUGAGCUUCUCUUCCAGAACAAUGAGAUAAUCUUCAAGAAUGGGGAUGACUUGAGGCAAGACAUGCUGACACUUCAAAUCAUUAAAAUAAUGGAGAACAUCUGGCAGAACCAGGGAUUGGACCUCAGAAUGCUUCCCUACGGCUGCCUAUCCAUUGGAGACUGCGUGGGUCUGAUUGAAGUUGUGAGGAGCUCCCACACCAUCAUGCAAAUUCAGUGUAAAGGAGGUCUGAAAGGAGCGCUGCAGUUCAACAGUUCCACGCUUCACCAGUGGCUGAAGGACAAGAACAAGGGCGAGACGUAUGAUAUGGCUGUUGACCUGUUUACCCGGUCCUGUGCUGGCUACUGUGUGGCCACCUUUAUUCUGGGUAUUGGUGACCGGCACAACAGUAACAUCAUGGUGAAGGACGAUGGACAGCUAUUUCACAUAGAUUUUGGCCACUUCCUGGAUCAUAAGAAGAAGAAGUUUGGGUACAAGCGAGAGCGAGUUCCUUUCGUGUUAACCCAGGACUUUUUAAUCGUAAUUAGUAAAGGAGGAACUCAAGAAUGCACCAAGACGAGGGAGUUUGAGAGGUUCCAGGAGAUGUGUUACAAGGCGUACUUGGCCAUCCGGCAGCAUGCAAACCUGUUCAUCAACCUCUUCUCCAUGAUGCUCGGCUCCGGCAUGCCCGAGCUGCAGUCUUUCGAUGACAUUGCCUACAUCCGGAAGACCCUCGCGCUGGACAAGUCAGAGCAGGAGGCUUUGGACUACUUUAUGAAACAGAUGAACGACGCUCAUCAUGGUGGAUGGACCACCAAGAUGGACUGGAUCUUCCACACCAUCCGACACCAUGCACAGAACUAAAGCCCACUGGAAGGAUCUUGAGCCAGCUAGCGGACCCUUGCCCAGGACCUACUGUCCACACGGUGGCGGUAAAAAAAAACGUGGCAGUCAGACCUCAUGUACAAAAAUGGGGCGAUACCCCAGUUGACCUUCAGAGCACUAAACAAUCCAAUCCCCCUUUCCCUUUCUUUGUUUAUCUCUUUUUGUGGCAUCCAUACAGAAAAAUACUAAGCCUAAUAUUUGUCCAGGAUGGUUGUACAUUGUUGCUUGUAGUUUUGUACUCUCUCUCUCUUUCUCUUUUGGUAUAUAUUUGCUGCUCUUUUUUCCUGCAGAGACCAUGACAGUUUUGUUUUGAUAUUAUUUUGGGGAAAGACAGAAUCCUCAACAUGCUAAUGGGAUGCUUUUCAGGUUACUCAUGUCUUCCUCUUCUAAGUACUUCGGAAAAAAAAAAAAAACGCCUUUAAAUAUGCAUGGAACCUCUGAGAACUCCUAGACUAAACAGGGUAAGAGAUUGCGUCGUUCAGUCCGUGAACGUUCUCUCUGAAACCGACCCCUGAGAGUUGGCUGUAGUAAAGUAUUAAGCAGAUGUGGUGGAGUUGGCAUCUCCCUUGAUCUUACAUGAUGAACACUUGAUGAUGACUCUUGAAAGCUGUUACUAUUGUUCACUACAAAGAGAUUUUUUCAUCCUCCAUUCUUCUUGUCCAUCAUCUUUCUAGAUGAGUAGUGGGCCAAACUGAUGAGCUGAAGUCUGUAGGUAUCUGAAGAUAGGAGAUUGGUAGGAUAUAAAUAUUUUGGAACUGGCGAUAUAGAAGGCAGGGGCUGCAAUUGUUAAAGUGAGAACAAUUGAAGAUCAGUAUGAAUACUAUAUAAUGGUACCUGCACCAUUGCUUGUCUAUGUAAUGAUGGGGGUGGGGGGUAGUUGGUAAAGUCGAUUUUGACUCCAAAAUUCCAGCAGAAUUAAGGCGAGGUCACUGUGAUCCAAGGAAUCCCAGAUCGCUGGUUCGAAUCCUGGGUCACGCUGCUUCGUCAUCAGCAGUCGAGAUAGAUCUCAAUCGACCAUGCCCUCCCAGGAGUGGUAUUUGAUAGAUGAUGGCAUUUCCUUCUCACAUUGCUCCUAGUGUGAUUUAAGUUGGCACCGGAGUCUGUUGGCUGAUUUAUCAGAGCUGGGGAUUCAGUGCUUUCCUCUGAAUACGUGAUGGCUGCCAAGUUGCAUUGAUUGGCAAAAGAAGCCAGGUCGGAGGAGCUUGCGUUUGUUCUCUCCCUCUUAUUGAUUCAGGGAGUUCAUAAUUGGGUAAAAAAAAUGGGGUAAAAUUAGAAAUAAAUUAUUUAAAUAGUUAUUUAGUUUUUCUUUUCAGGUUGAAAUAUGAGCAGAAUUUGGCCCAGCACAGGUGAGCAGUUACAGAUUACAUCCUAGCUGUGUACAGAUAAAGCCUUAAUGCAAGAUGAUGUUCUGUGGGUGAAUGCACGGUCCUCCCUUCAGGUGUGUUGCAUGCCGCAGCAGAAGCUGACAUGGUGCUUAGUUAAAGAAAGCGAGCAGUUUAGCGGAUUUCUGUUGGUUGCAGUUCUGUUGAAUUUUAAACUAGACUGGUUUGUUUAAUCGUCUGUGCUUCUAGUCACUUUCAUCGUGUUGGCUGAUGGCUACACAGUCCUGAGUGAACGUACUAUGUACUAAUGGUGCUAAAUAGAUAACUCUGUAAAGAAAGAAAGAGGGAGGUGGUAAAAGACUCUGGACGAAAUGGAUGUGUUUGAUGAUGAGCGAUGGAUUUGGAGAGUUUGAGGUUUACCGGAAUGCUAUAUUAUUUUUUUUGUUCAUUUUCUAUAUUCGGACUCGAUCUAUGUCCUUGACAUGCCUUCUGAUGCUCAUGAAAUCUCCUCAUAAUAGUUUAUGAAUGCUACGCAGUCUGCAAACAGUGUGGUGAGGAUGUGUCAGAUGUGUUGUGUAUACUUUACUCUUGGGGGUGUUAUAGACGUAAGGAAGGAAAACAAAGAAAACAAUAGAUGUGUUUUUUAAAAUAAUGAUAAUAAUCAAUCACAGGGAGGGAUGAAGGCGAGUGUGCACCCACCCUCUAGAGCAUCAGGGGUCUCCAACCCUACUCCUGUUGAGCUGCCUUCCUGUCCGUUCGAACUCCAACCCAUAUCUUAUGCCUAUGUUCACACAGCAGAUAAAAGUGCUCCAAAUCUGAUUUAAUUACCAAAUUCAAUUUAUUUUUAAGGCUGUUCAUAUUGUUUAAAUAUGUGACCUACAGGAGACAUUUGUCUGAACUGAUCACGCUCCUACACUAAUUGGUUAAUGCAAUAACAACCAGACCAGUGCUUCUCAUGAAGUUUUGGUUUCUUCAUUUUUAAGGAGUUCCAGUUGCUGCUGCUGUAUUUAUCAUUAAGAAUUUGUUCCAGCUCACUGUAAUGGAGAAGGCAUUGUUCCUCCACAUCCACUUUUUUGGUUUUAGAUCUAUUUACCUCAUAUUGAAAGCUUAUGUUCAGACUGCAGGCAAGUUCGACUCCCGGUCAUGCAGCUUGCCAUCAGCUGCCGGAGCCCUGAGAGAGCACAAUUGGCCUUGCACUCUCUGGGUGGGUACAGUAGAUGGCAAUUUGUCCCCUUAUUACUCCUAGGGUGAUGUGGAUCAGCACAAGGCUGCGUCUGUGAGCUGAUGUAUCAGAACAGAGUCGCUACGCUUUUCUCCGAGAGUUAGAGCUGUGAUGCUAUUUGGCAAUGCUACAGCAUCAGCAGCAGUUCAAAAAGAGGCGGGCGGAGUCUGACUUCACAUGUGUCUGAGGAGGCGUUUGCUAGCCUUCCCCUCCUGGUGUUGAGAUAUCACUAGUGAUGGGGGAUGGGAGUCCUAAUGAGUGGGGUGGGUAAUUGGCCGUGUAAAUUGUCGAGAAAAUUAGAUAUAAAUUUCAUUUUCUAAAUCAGAUCUGUUGAGAUAAUUGACUGAAUUUGCAUGUAUGGGUUGCUGUUUGGUGUCAGUACUUACAUUUUUGGCACUCUUCUUGAACUCUUGCACUUUGUUCCCUCUGAAUUUAAUGAGGUUGUUGUUUGGUGUUUUGUGAGCACCGCAGAAGAUGCUUUGACAUCCAAUUUGUGCAUCCAGACUGAGACACGUCCACUGUUACCUGUUGUGUGAUCAUAAUCAAAAACAUCCGAUCCAGCCAAUCAAAGAUUUAUGAUGCAUUAAUUGGUUGGAUCAGGUGAGGUCUUUUAGCUGUGUUUCUCACACUAUAUGAUUGAUGAAAGACACAGGGACCCAAAUUGCUCAGUUUUUCACCGACUUAUCUGGCUACUAUCCACAAACACAAUCUGAUUGAGAGCAUGCAAGGACCUGUGAUGCCAUGGAGAAGACAUUAGGUUCUCUCUUUACCCAUUGGCUGUAGGUAGUUGCUUUUCUUGCCUCACAGUUACCAGCUGUAUCAUCUGCAAGAUGGCAUCUGUGACUAGUCUGUGAUCGCUCACAGAGUGUCUUUCAGUAGUUGAUAUUAUAUAUAUAUACCACAGUUAGUUCCGACCCUGCAAUGUGAUUGGCUGAGAGGCGUUCUAUGAGUGUUGUUAUCAGCCGGUAAUGCACUGUAACCGAAGCUUUCCUUGUAUUACUCCACCACAUACAGGUAAACUAGCAACGAUGCAGCGCUUACAAACCAAACAGAGCAGCAGUGGUACUAUUUUAACUGGCGGAGUGUUUAUAACCAAACAGAUUAAAUUCUCUCCUCCUCUUUAACUCAAAAUCUUUCAGUAUACAGUGUAAUAAAUGUAACUGUGGUAUAAUCAGCCUGCACCAUCAUGCUUACGACCGCAGCACAGAAGUGCCAAUAUUAUAACCUUAUUAUCACCUUAUAACACUCCCUCUCGUGCAUUAUUGCUUAAUCGUUCUGUGCUCACUCAGAGGGUUUUGUCGGUGAUUUACAAAAAAACUGUCAACUGGAAAACCGGCCUAAAAUGGUGUAGUGUGAACUGGGCAUUACAUUGAAUCUACACAGUCUGCAGGAAGGUAGAACAGUUGGAGACCCCUGCCCUACAGCAUUUCUGCCAGCAUUUUUUUUUAAUGCUCUUUGCUCAGAGGUUGGGUACACCCGCAGACCUGCUCCAAAUCAGUUCAACAAUCAACGUACAAUCACGUCUGAAUCAUGUUGCAAAGUUUGGUGAAGACAAUGAAGUGAAAUGAAAAUGCUAAAAUGAAAUCGAAUGACCUCUAAUGCAACAUUCAGCCUUUUAUUACAUUGUUACUAGGGAUGUGUAUUGGCAAGAACUAUUUCACAAUGCAGGACUUGCCGUUUUUAACAUAUUGUAACAAUUUAUAUCAAAUUUGGGAAAGAACUAAUAGAAUCCAACACACUGUAACUCUUUUAAUCCGAGAAACAGAAAAGUUUACUUCUUAUCCAAUCACAACUGUGCCUGGACCUAAGGCCAGUAUAGGUACACUAAAUUAAUACAGUAUUGCAAAUCCAAAUUUUGCAGUAUGAUUCAAUCCUGACUUUUGCUGAUUUUCUUACACCCGUAGUUGUUAACGUCACACACACGGACACAUCGUUCUCACUACCUGAGUGUGAGCUGUGAAUUUUACAACCUACCUGUGUUGUGGUUCUGGAGAAAGCCUGUCGUGAUGUUAUUUUUGUUGCAUUACAGAACAUAUUUUAAGCUGUGAAAAUCUACAAAGAUGAGGUGCAAUCAAGCUAUCUAUAUAUGGAUGUACGUCUACUGGUGGGGUGACCGCCUCGAGAUUUGAGAUUUUAUCAAAAUGACACUAGUUUAUGAAAGUCUCUGUGUGUUAGCUGACCUUUGUGUUUUGUUUGUUCGUUUGUGUGUUCAUUUGUCAUGUUCAUUCUAUUCAAUUCAACUCAAUUUAAGCCAAAGUUCUACAUGUGUGGGAGAGUUGUUAAGAAGAGAUAUUUGGAGAUAUUUGAGGGUUUUCACCUACAUAAUAAUCACGUGUAAGUAUCUAGCAUUAAAAUAAAACUAAAGGUGGCCUAUACUGUUGGACGGCUCACUCGCAGUUUUGAUGAAGUUAAUGCAAUCAGCUACGUCUGACCUUUUGAAGGACCUUUUUUUUUAUUUUUUUACUUUUUUGUGCUCUUAGUAAUUGUAAGGUGUUUAUUUAAAAAAAAAAGUAAGCUUCUGUCUACCAUUUAAAUACUUCAAAAAAAUUGGCAAAGAGGCCAAACCAUUCGCCUUUCCAUAGUAGUGGACACAGUCUACACCAUGCAACAACGACUACAGUGAUACAAUGAUAUUUAAUUAUACACGUUUUUACAGGUCUGUGCUCGUUUUCACUUUAAAUUCUGUAAAGAAUAUGUACAAUUCUACUGGACAUUAAUGCACCAAUAACAUAUGUACUAAUGCAAAGCAGAGGAAGGCAUUUCCCCUCCAGUGUACUAGUAGGAAAAAUCUACAGAGUGAGAGUGAGUAUUCCGAAGUUUCGACGUUGUUGUGGUAUUCCAGACUUCUUAUGCAUUCAUGUCCUAAACUAGAGUUUUCAGAUUUUUUAUUAACAAAAAAAAACAAAACACACCAAUGUGAUUCUUAUAUGCAGUAAAACAAACAAACAAACAAACGGACGCAGGCAGGGACAGAAACUCCUGUAUGCAGGUGGCUUUUGCACUUUGUCGUUUUUCUCCCCUACUUUAUAUAAAAUGUCUUCAGUCCUUGCAUGUGUUUUUUAAGCAGCAUUACCAAUUGUACGCCUAUACUGCCUGAAACAGAUCAGAUGAAUUUUAGAAGGCGAAGUUAUAGUCACUGUAAGCAGCCUUAUGUUAGCCCUCCAAAAGCCAUUUAUUGCAUGAAACUAGUCACUAGUUUGUGUGCUUUUUUUUUUUUUUUUUGUCUCUUUUGUCUCGUCUGUACAGGUUACAGAUCCUUAAGGGGGCAGGACCCGUUAAAAAAAGCCCAUUUAAAAAUGUAAUAAUUAUGUGUAAUAAUGUGCAAAUGCUUUGUAUUUUCCUUCUUUCUUUCGUUCUUUUUUCUUUCUUUCUUUCUUUUCAUUAAUUGCAACCGGGAAAAACUUUUGAGACGCUGGACUCUGUGUCUUUUAUACUACGAGUUACAAGAAAAAAGGAAAAAAAAACAAAAAAACAAACAAAAGGAAAAAGUGGAAUGUACUUGAAUAUCAUCACUCUGAACCAUCACCGUGUGUGUCGAGAUCAAAUCUGUUAAACGUGGUGUAGCACUGAAGGUUCGCUCGCAUAGGCAAUUUCAUACCGAUCGUGAAUGUUACAAUACUUCAGUUGAGUUGUGAGUGUUUCUCCUGCUGAAGCUCUUCGGCAUUUAUUGUUAAAAACUUAAAAAAAUAAAAAAAAAUUGCUGCCAUUCUUCAGUUUCUAUGGAAAACAGACACUUCUCUCAUGCUAUCUGUGUGAAGAGUGGCAAAAGGAGGAGAACAGAAUUGUAUAAACAUUAUAUACUGAAAGGAAGGUCAAAACUGUAUAAUAUUCUAAAGCAUUUUGAGUGGUAACAUUUAUACCGUUCUUUCAUUCGGAGCAGUACUAUUACUUUUUUUGUUUUUCUUUUUGUCAUUUACAUGUUGAAUUAUAUUUUCAUUUAUUUUCAACAACACUACUUAGUGGGCCAAAUAAUGUUCCAUACAUACAUACAUACAUACAUCCUGCAUGAAAUACAAGUUAAAAGCCCUUAUAAUAUUUUUUUGUUGUUUAUUAUCUGUAGCUGUUCUAAAGAAAAGGUUUGGCCUAAGACUGCACUCUGAAGUAACAGUCUAUAACUUCUGACAGUGUCAUACCCUCAUUACAUUUAUUUACUGUUUUAUCAUCAUCUUGCACCUCAGUUGAAAAGUUGCUUUGUAUUCUGUCUCCAAUAUUUUGAGUGUUAUGUGAGUAUGUACAAAUAAACUUAUUUCAAAGAAA
Molecule: messenger RNA, 10572 nt
Organism: Astyanax mexicanus (Mexican tetra)
Lineage: Eukaryota; Metazoa; Chordata; Actinopteri; Characiformes; Acestrorhamphidae
Gene: pik3ca
Product: phosphatidylinositol-4,5-bisphosphate 3-kinase, catalytic subunit alpha
Exons: 22
Coding region: 541-3750 (1069 amino acids)
Biological process (GO): cell migration; phosphatidylinositol 3-kinase/protein kinase B signal transduction; phosphatidylinositol-mediated signaling
Cellular component (GO): phosphatidylinositol 3-kinase complex, class IA; phosphatidylinositol 3-kinase complex, class IB; plasma membrane
Molecular function (GO): 1-phosphatidylinositol-3-kinase activity; 1-phosphatidylinositol-4-phosphate 3-kinase activity
Source: RefSeq, a predicted model, not a curated record